Drosophila erecta is the source of this 1800-nucleotide messenger RNA. It is a transcript of the gene Fuca, whose product is annotated as putative alpha-L-fucosidase. The record is from RefSeq and is a predicted model, not a curated record. The transcript is spliced from 6 exons. Gene Ontology annotation, cellular component: lysosome. Gene Ontology annotation, biological process: glycoside catabolic process; fucose metabolic process. Bases 219 to 1700 code for a protein of 493 amino acids. Gene Ontology annotation, molecular function: alpha-L-fucosidase activity. Lineage: Eukaryota; Metazoa; Arthropoda; Insecta; Diptera; Drosophilidae.
UCAAAUAAAUAAGAUUUUGUUUUUCUGUGUAACUUUGAUGUAUCCCGCUGUGAAAGUGAUUGUAUCUCACACUCACAUAGGCAAAUUCAUUUUGUUGAAAGCCGGCAAUCUCAGAGAACCAUUCUCCGCUCAAAACAUUUCCCAGUUGAGUUUGAAUCACUAGGCGAGGCGGUCGCAUCAGAGUAAGCCAAAAAUCAGACCGUCGCCUAAUUGAGGAAAUGGCAAUCUCCGCUUGGACGCUUCUGGUGGCGCUGAUCGUCGUGUGGAUUUCUGGAGCGGAGGUCGACGCACAGGUGCCGGGUCCACGGACUCGAUACCAGCCCAACUGGAGCAGCUUGGACCAGAGACCACUGCCCCAGUGGUACGACGAUGCCAAGGUGGGCAUCUUUCUGCACUACGGCGUUUACUCUGUGCCCAGUUUCGGAUCCGAGUGGUUCUGGACCAACUGGAAAAAUCUCCGUAAUCCAGAAUACGUCCAAUUCAUGCAGCGUAAUUACAAGCCGGACUUCACUUAUCAGGAAUUCGCGAGCCAAUUCACAGCGGAGCUAUUCAAUGCCACCAAGUGGGCGUUACUCUUUAAAAAUAGCGGAGCCAGAUACGUAGUGCUCACCAGCAAGCAUCACGACGGCUUCACGCUGUGGCCCUCGAAGAACAGCUACGGAUGGAAUUCCAUGGAUGUGGGACCCAAGCGGGAUAUAGUCAAGGAACUGGCUGCCGCUAUACGAAAGGAGUCCGAUCUUCGGUUCGGACUUUACUAUUCCCUAUUCGAAUGGUUCAACCCACUGUGGACCGACGACAAGCUGCAUCUCUUGAUGCAACAGCACUUCGUGGAGCGAAAGGUGCGGCCGGAGCAAAUGGAGCUGGUGCAGCAGUACCUGCCGGAGAUCAUCUGGUCUGAUGGCGACUGGGAGGCGCCAGCGAAGUACUGGCGCUCCGAGGAGUUCAUCGCCUGGCUGUAUAAUGAUAGCCCUGUGAGGGAUACGGUGGUGACCAACGAUCGCUGGGGUUUCGGCACUGCCUGCAUGCAUGGUGACUUCUACAAUUGUGCCGAUCGCUUCAAUCCCGGCGUUCUGCAGGCCCACAAGUGGGAAAACGCCUUCACACUGGAUCGCACCAGCUGGGGUCAGCGAUUCGAUGUCUCUUUGGCCGAUUUCAUGACCUCCAAGGAAGUCAUUAAAGAGAUUGUCACCACCGUGAGCUGCAAUGGCAAUGUGCUGAUCAAUGUUGGCCCAACCAAGUUUGGAACCAUUCUGCCCAUUUUCGAGGAGCGUCUAAGGGACAUGGGUCGCUGGCUGGAGAUCAAUGGCGAGGGUAUUUACGGCAGUGUGCCCUGGAUUUAUCAAAACGAUACCCUCACCGCAAAUGUUUGGUACACGCGACAAAAGGAGGCAUCCAAUGGAAAAAUCACCGUUUACGCAUUUGUGCUGGAGUAUCCGUACGACACCAAUGAACUGGAUAUUUAUCCGCUUGGCAAGGACGUCAACAUGUUCCAAAAUGUGAUGUUGACUGGCAUCGACAUGGGCACCGGUGGCGAUGUCCUGAAUGAGCAAAGUACCCAGGUAGUCAUGCUGGGCAUGGAGGACACAACAAUUAAGUGGGCUGCUGUCCGUAACAGGUUGCACAUCGAGUUUCCACCCAAACAUCACAUUGACAAAAGAGGCCUUAACUACGCCUGGACUUUCAAAAUAACUAUAAUGUAGUCAUGGCCAUUUAACCAUGUAUUAUUAACCAGACAAAGUUACUUUCGUUUUAUACGAAGGAAAACACGCUCAACUCAUUGCAUUAGUAUAUUGUAUCAGA